Musa acuminata AAA Group (dessert banana) is the source of this 904-nucleotide messenger RNA. RefSeq names its product DNA repair RAD52-like protein 1, mitochondrial. The record is from RefSeq and is a predicted model, not a curated record. Gene Ontology annotation, molecular function: DNA binding. Bases 103 to 660 code for a protein of 185 amino acids. Lineage: Eukaryota; Viridiplantae; Streptophyta; Magnoliopsida; Zingiberales; Musaceae. The transcript is spliced from 4 exons. Gene Ontology annotation, biological process: double-strand break repair via homologous recombination.
AAAUCAAGAUGGACCGAUCCGUCACCCGAAGCCCACGGUAGGGUCUUGAACCGCACUAAAACCCUUCCACCCUCCUCCGAGACGGCGGCGUCGUCCCGUCCCAUGGCGAGCUUUGUCCGAACCCGCCUCUGCGACCGCCGCGCGUCCGCGGUCUCUCGCUCCUACGCCGUUGCGGCCACCGCCAGACCUUCUUCCGCCUCGCCCAACUUGGCGAACGAGAGACCUGCCGCGCUGAAGCCGGCGACGGUGGAGGAAGAGGAGGUCCCCACGUCGGGCAUCUGCCGCCCCCUUUCGGAGAUCCUCAGGGAGCUUAACAAGAAGGUCCCGGAUUCGCUCAUCAGGACCCGCGUAGAAAACGGCGUGGCCACCAGACACAUCCCUUGGCACUUCAUCAAUCGAAUUCUGAAUGUACAUGCUCCUGAAUGGUCUGGUGAGAUUCGAAGCAUUGUGUAUUCAACGGAUGGGAGUUCAGUCUCUGUUGUUUAUCGUGUAACUCUAUAUGGGACAGAUGCUGAGAUUUAUAGAGAAGCAAGUGGAACUGCUUCUGUUAAGGAUACGGAGCACGGAGACCCUGUGCAGAAGGCAGAAGCGAUGGCAUUCCGAAGAGCUUGUGCACGCCUUGGGCUUGGACUUCAUCUUUACCAUGAAGACACAUCAUAAAACUAUAAUGUCUACUUACCAUGGUGUGCAACUUGGUUUGCUUCAGGUUUUAGUUUUGGAAAUAUUGUAUUUGCUGUUCCUUGUGGAUGAGUGGUUCUUCCACAGCAUUCAUGCAUGUCCUUGUUAGAGCAAUGCAUGUUUUUGGGUGAAAGUCAAUGCUAACUGUAAUCGUGAAACAUUUUACUUGUGAGAGAUGAGUUAAUCAUCAUGCUUAUGUUAAAGUCACUAGAAAUAGUCUUGGCUA